AUGGCUCCGGCAAGGACGGUACAAGUCUCUGUGCCCUCCACCACCCCUCCAAAUUCCGCCUUUGUACAACCACUCCCUCAAGAUGAAAACACCGGUAUCUUAACUUCUUCAUCUUAUGAACCCGAAGAAGUAACUCAAACCCAUCUUGCUGAAGUAAGGCAGGGUAUGGAAAUCUUGCGUGAGGAAAUGCAAGAAGCUGCAGUCUCAGCCACGUCCCAGCAACGUGCCUUUGAAAAUCGCAUCACAGCUCACCUCGCAGCCAUGCAAAACACCAUGGUGCAAUGCCUAGUGCACCGCCAGCCCCCACCACAUUCAACACCACCCGGUUCCUCAUCUUUCCCAGAAAUCACCUUCGGCAGCCUCUCUGACGCAGUCACACCACCCGUUGAAGCCACCAUCACAUCCUUCCCUCCACUUCCCCUGCCUACCUCUACUACCCAUGUAACCCCACCACUCAACCUUAUACCCGUCCCUGACCUCAACCACCUCUUCGCACAACAACAACAACAACCCAAUCCUACAAACCAACUGCCCCACCAACCUAUUGCUGCGAAUGGCCACCCCUUCUACCGGCCUCCAAAGAUCGACCUUCCCCGAUUCAUGGGUGAUGAUGCAAUAGGUUGGUUCGCCAUGGCUGAGCGAUACAUCCGUGGCCAACAAAUUCCGGCCGGUGAGCGCAUCGCUAUCCUCGCUUCCUACUUCGGACCAACUCCAUCUCUAUGGAUGAAUUUCUUUGAGCAAAGGAACCCAAACGCCACCUGGGAACAAUUUGUAGCAGCCUUUCUGGAGCAUUUCGGAGGAAGCACUGGUUCCGAUUACAAGGCAGCCCUCUCCCAUUUACAGCAGAAAACCACGGUGGAUGCCUUUAUCUCGGAAUUCACACUGUUAGCGUGCCGGGUACCGGAGUGGUCAGAUGCCGACUUGGUUCCCAUGUUCAUCGGCGGAUUGAAAUCUGAAAUCCAACAAGACGUUGCUGUGAUGGAACCACGUUCCCUGGCAGUGGCUCAGCGCAUAGCCCGACGCUAUGAGAUGAAGCUACAAGACAAUCGCCCUUCCUGUUCAGUUCAUCCGUUUCCUUGGCAUUCCUCCAACAGACAACACAAUCCUCCAUCAGCCACGUUCCUACCCCAGAACCAACUCACCAAUCCAAACAGCCAUUCCCUGUCCCCAUCCAUCUCCACUCCCCACAAACCUUCCACUGACCAAUCUAGCAAAUGGUGGCCUUCUAGUGCACAAAGAGAGCGCCGAAACCAAGGCCUCUGCUUCCAUUGUGAUGAGAAGUGGUCCAAAUCCCACGUGUGCAAAAAUCCGGUCAUGGCAAUUCUUGACUCCCUAACACCAUGUGGCCAACCCGAAGUUGAAGAGGCAAGUGACGAGGCUAACGACAUACCUUUGGAUCAGGACCACCACUUACCCUUGCAUGCUAUCACCAAUACCAACGUCAGCGAGAUGCUACGUUUCACGGGCACAGUGAAUGGCCACCCCAUCAACAUCUUUGUCGAUUGCGGUUCGGCAAUGAAUUUUCUGAACCCGGAGAUUGCGACCAAGAUCGGCUGUACCAUAGCUCCUCCAGGUGAUCACCGAUUCAAAACGGCGACGGGCCAACCGGUUCGGGACUCUGGUACUGCGCAAGACGUCACCGUCACCAUUCAAGGGUAUGAAUUUGUUGAUUCCUUUUUGUUGAUGGCUGUCACCGAUUGUGACUUGUUACUGGGAGCACAAUGGCUCGACACUCUCGGCUUCAUAGGGCUGCAUUUCGCUGAAAAAGUAAUGGCCUUCACAGCCAAUGGCCGCUGCCAUGUUUUGCACGGCAUCAAAGGCAGGACACACGAGCUAGAUGAACAGGCACUCUAUGCCAUGUUAUCUCAGGAGCAAUUGGAUGAUCUCCACUCAUUUCCCAAGCCCAAACUCACACCACUCCAAGCCCAUCACCCAAAGGUCCAACAAGUACUUGAGUCAUUCCAAGAUUUAUUCACUCCACCCACAAACCUCCCACCGAAACGUCCCAUAGAUCACUGCAUUCCACUUCAACCAAACACCGGUCCCAUUAAUGUGCGACCUUACCCAUAUGGCCAUUCCCAAAAGAAUGAGUUGGAGGCUCAAGUCCGUGAGAUGCUAUCCCAAGGCAUAAUUCGUCCAAGUCGAAGCCCAUUCUCAUCUCCUGUACUCCUUGUGCGUAAGAAAGACAAGACUUGGCGCUUUUGCGUAGACUAUCGCGCCUGGAAUGCUGCCACCAUCAAAGAUCGGUUCCCAAUUCCGGUCGUUGAUGAACUUUUAGAUGAGCUUCAUGGUGCCACUAUCUUCACCAAACUUGAUCUCCGAGCCGGCUACCACCAAGUUCGUAUGAACGAAGAUGACAUCUACAAAACCGCCUUCCGUACUCACGAAGGCCAUUAUGAGUUCUUGGUAAUGCCUUUCGGUCUCUCUAAUGCACCCUCCACUUUCCAAGCUUUGAUGAAUGAGUUGUUUAAACCAUUAUUGCGCAAAGGUGUCCUUGUUUUCUUUGAUGACAUCUUAAUUUAUAGCAAAGAUUUAGAAUCUCAUGUUCGACACCUUGAGGAGGUCUUCCACAUCCUUCGGCAGAAUCUACUGAAGCUCAAGGAAUCAAAGUGUGUCUUCGCUCAACCACAAGUGCAAUAUUUGGGCCAUGUCAUAUCAGGCAAGGGAGUGGCAGCAGACCCAGAGAAAAUCAAUUCCUUGGUACACUGGCCCAAGCCCACUUCAGUCAAAGCCCUACGCGGCUUCCUCGGUCUCGCCGGCUAUUACAGGCGAUUGGUGCGCCAUUUCGGGACUAUAGCCAAGCCCUUAACUGACCUCCUCAAGCGCAACCAGUUUCUCUGGUCGCCAAGGGCAGAAGAGGCCUUCAAUCAGCUCAAGUCAGCAGUGACAACAGCGCCGGUGUUAGCUUUGCCCGAUUUCUCCAAACCGUUUGUGGUGGAAACAGACACCUGCGGUUCCGGCAUCGGCGCCGUCCUCUCACAGGAGAAACGACCGGUGGCUUACCUCAGCAAGGCCCUCUCUCCUUCUCACCAGACGCUAUCCACAUAUGACAAAGAGAUGAUGGCUAUCCUCUUUGCAGUUGGCAAGUGGCGGCACUACCUGUUGGGAAAUCGGUUCACCAUCCUUACCGAUCACCAAACCUUGCGCCAUCUUCUCACGCAAAGGAUCUCGACCCCCUCUCAACACCGAUGGCUUUCGAAACUGUUGGGAUAUGAUUAUGAGAUUGUGUAUCAAGCAGGCUCCCAGAACACGGUUCCGGAUGCGUUGUCACGUCAGUUUGAGGUAUGCGCAAUACACUCCAUAUCUGCCCCAGUGUUUGAUUUCAUUGGUCAAAUUGAUAACGCUUGUCUCCGAGAUCCCGAAGCUCAGGCUGUGGUUCAAGCCUUGAAGGCAGGGCAGCCAACCAAAUCCGGGUUCACUUUGUGUCUUAACAGGCUGCAUUAUAAGGGGCGGCCAUUUGUCCCAAGCUCCUUCGAGUGGCGAGCCAAGCUGCUAUAUGAGUUCCAUUCCUCCCUACAGGCCGGUCACUCAGGGUACUUGCGUACUUACGAACGCAUUCGGCGCAAUUUUGCUUGGCCAGGGAUGCGUAGAACCAUCAAACAUUACAUUGCCGCUUGUGAUCAAUGUCAGCGGUAGUCCUAUGAGACAAUCCGGCCACCCGGACUACUUCAACCACUGCUGGUCCCAGAUGAAGUUUUUACCGACAUAUCCAUGGACUUCAUUAACGGUUUACCGCAAUCACAAGGUCACAACGCGAUCAUGGUCGUGGUUGAUCGCCUCUCCAAAUAUGCUCACUUCAUUCCGGUCUCCCAUCCCUACUCAGCCUCCGGCAUUGCUUCAAUUUUCACUAAGGAGAUUUUCAGGCUCCAUGGCACACCUAAGAGGAUUGUUAGUGAUCGAGACCCCAUCUUCAUCAGUCAUUUCUGGCGCACCUUCCAUCGACUACAAGGAACACAGCUAUGCCACAGCUCCGCUUAUCAUCCCCAAUCCGAUGGCUAAACCGAGGUCGUCAAUCGAUCCUUGGAGCACUACUUGCGCUGCUAUGUAGCCGACAGGCCUUCUUCAUGGGCUGAACUACUCCAUUGGGCGGAAUGGUGGUAUAACACCACAUUUCACUCCUCCAUCCGUAUGACACCGUUUGAAGCACUCUAUGGCAAGCCUCCCCCGUCGAUCACAAGGUAUCUACCGGGUUCUACUGCUGUCCAUAACACGGAUGUGGCACUUCGCAGCCGUGAUCAACUGCUAUCCCAACUCAAACACAACUUGGAAUUGGUCCGCAACCGAAUGAAGCAGCAAGCUGAUAAGCAACGGACUGAGAGAGAAUUUCAGGUCAAUGAUUGGAUGUUUCUCAAGCUGCACCCCUACCGACAACAAUCUGUUGUCAAGCGUCCUGCCCAUAAGCUAGCACCACGCUUUUACG
Fragaria vesca subsp. vesca is the source of this 4420-nucleotide messenger RNA. RefSeq lists its product as uncharacterized. Bases 1 to 3636 code for a protein of 1211 amino acids. The record is from RefSeq and is a predicted model, not a curated record. The transcript is spliced from 2 exons. Lineage: Eukaryota; Viridiplantae; Streptophyta; Magnoliopsida; Rosales; Rosaceae.